AUGAUGAGUGCUGGUCCACUUACUGUACUCUAUGUGUUAUUCCUGUCAUUUGAAGUCUGUGUUUCAAUAUUCAUCAAUAUGUUCAUCACAUUUGUCAUUGUCCAUGAUUAUUACUUGAAGAAAAGCUUAACAUCUUUGCAGAAAAUCCUGGUUGCACUUAAUGCUUCCAGCAUCUUCUUCAUCAUUGUGUCCUCCUUUAAUGUUUUCUCUAACCUCCUGCUGCCCGAGUUCUCUGAGACACUGUCCUACAGCAUGACGAUGACCGUAUUCUUCAUUUACUCCAUGUGCUCCAGCACUUACCUCACCGCCAUCCUCUGUUUCUAUUAUUUCAUUAAGGUUGUCAAUGUCCAAAGAGGGUUCCUUGUUUGGAUCAAGAAGGAAAUAGGUUCUCUUGUCCACUGGCAGAUUGUAGUGGCAAAGUUGUUCUCCUUAGUCAACAGUUUACUCAGCUUGCUUCUCUUUACGUCCCAUCACUUGCCUGUUACGAAUGGGUCAUUCAUUCCACUUAACUCUGCAACUUUAGAAAAGUCUAGUGUGGAUGAUAACAUAUUAAAAUUUCUUUUGAUCAUGAUUUCCUUACCUCUCCUCUGCACGGCAAUAACCAUCCUUUUAACCGUCGGCUUCCUGAAGUUUCACAGUGAUAAGAUGGAGAAGGCGCAGACGUCCGGAGAAGCCGGCCUUACAUUGUAUAAACGUGUCAUCUACAAGAUGUUGCGUUUCUUGGUACUAUACUCUGUGUUCUAUCUGGUGAUGUUUCUUUAUUAUUUCAACGUUUUUGCCGCCUAUAGUCCUGGAUACUAUAUCAACCUGAUGCUGAUGUUCUUGUUUACACCAACACAAUCUGCUCUGCACAUUCUUGAUAACCAAUAUCUGCGGAGCCCAUGGAGGGAGAUGGUAGGUCGGAUACUGCGAUCUACACAUCGUAAUGUUUAG
Hyla sarda is the source of this 933-nucleotide messenger RNA. RefSeq names its product taste receptor type 2 member 8-like. The record is from RefSeq and is a predicted model, not a curated record. Lineage: Eukaryota; Metazoa; Chordata; Amphibia; Anura; Hylidae. Gene Ontology annotation, molecular function: G protein-coupled receptor activity; bitter taste receptor activity. Gene Ontology annotation, biological process: detection of chemical stimulus involved in sensory perception of bitter taste; sensory perception of taste; G protein-coupled receptor signaling pathway. Gene Ontology annotation, cellular component: membrane. Bases 1 to 933 code for a protein of 310 amino acids. The transcript has a single exon.